This is a messenger RNA of Lactuca sativa (garden lettuce), 1258 nucleotides long. RefSeq lists its product as uncharacterized. Lineage: Eukaryota; Viridiplantae; Streptophyta; Magnoliopsida; Asterales; Asteraceae. The record is from RefSeq and is a predicted model, not a curated record.
GUUCUUUUCAAUUCUCUCUCCUCUCAUUUUUCUCUCACACAUACAACACCUUAAACAUAGACAACUAACACAUGGGCACUUUGGUGGGACAUGUGGCACCAGGGUUUGGUUUCUUUGUCAUCGGUUUUUGGCACCUUCUUAACCAUAUCAAACUUCAUGUUCAAAACCACAAAACCUAUCAUUCUCUGCCAUGGUUUCCCUCCAUGAAGAUAAGGUAUUUGGAGCUUUACUUGAUCAUGGUAGGUUGUUCCAUGUCAAUAGCUAUGGAGCUAUUUAUUGGACCAAAUCGUCACCAGCCGUUUGACACAGAUGGCACCAUUCCUUCCAACCAUCUACACAACUUUGAACACUCAUUCAUUUCCCUAACCUUUUUGGUCUAUGCUGCCUUUGCGAUACUACUAGACAAGUUUGUACCCAAAGCCCAAUACGAGUUGACUCAGUUGCUUGCAGCUAUUGCCUUUGGGCAACAACUCCUCCUCUUCCACCUCCACUCAGCAGACCAUAUGGGUGUUGAAGGACAAUAUCAUAUGCUUCUACAAAUACUAAUUCUUAUCUCUUUAAUCACCACCCUUAUGGGCAUUAGCUACAAGAAAAGCUUCAUGGUUAGCUUCAUAAGGUCCAUUAGCAUAUUCUUUCAAGGUCUUUGGCUCAUGGUCAUGGGUUUCAUGCUUUGGACUAGAAGCUUGAUUCCUAAAGGUUGUUUCUUGAACCUUGAAGAGGGUCAUCAUGUGGUCAGGUGCCAUGGGGAAGAAGCCUUGGAACGCGCUAAGUCAUUGGUGAAUAUUCAAUUUAGCUGGUAUCUAAUAUGGGUUACAAUCUUUGCUGUCUCGCUUUACUUGGUCAUGUAUAAAAUCUACGACGAGAAAGUUGAGUACCAAACACUAAAAAGUUACGAUCAAGAACAAAUACAUGAAGAUAUCGAGGCUCAAAGGAAACUCGACGAAUCACAGAGCUUUCUUCAAAUGCAGAAAUCUUUUUCUCCACUUGACAUGGAAAGGUAGAUAUAUAAGAUACAUAUAUCAGAAGCUUAUAUAUAGUUGGUGAGUUUUAGGUAAUAUGGUGUGUUGAUUUAUUUUUCUUCGUUUAAAAGAUAAUUUAGUACUUAAAACAUAAAAUGUUCUUAAUGGCUUUAUUACCUUCAAGGUUGGUUCUUUUUUUCUUUAUUUUUUAGUAAAUCUGUAAAGGAUUUUCUUAUGAAUGUGAUUGUUUGAAAUUGUAUAUUUGUCUCAUUUAAGCCAUCUAAUUUAACUUUCGUUUA